Heteronotia binoei (common prickly gecko) is the source of this 1109-nucleotide messenger RNA. It is a transcript of the gene MAD1L1, whose product is annotated as mitotic arrest deficient 1 like 1. The transcript has 6 exons. Gene Ontology annotation, cellular component: mitotic spindle; kinetochore; nuclear envelope. Gene Ontology annotation, biological process: mitotic spindle assembly checkpoint signaling; attachment of mitotic spindle microtubules to kinetochore. Lineage: Eukaryota; Metazoa; Chordata; Lepidosauria; Squamata; Gekkonidae. Bases 135 to 926 code for a protein of 263 amino acids. The record is from RefSeq and is a predicted model, not a curated record.
GAGACGGACUGAAAGGCAUCCUCAACUCCUAUGACAGCGAGCUGCUGCACUCCGCCGAUCACUCCCCUCAGCUGAUUGCCCGCUUGGAAGAGGCGGAGGACCUGGUGCAGAAAGUGGAAGCUCACACUGCGGAAAUGGAGGUAAUGCACGAGGCGGACAUGGUGGAAGUUCAGGCGCUGGAGGUAGAGUUGCAACUGCUGAAGAGUCAGGAAUCCACAAAGGAGUUGAGCUUCUUUAUCGCUCGAGAGGGGGUGAACGCACUCAGGUUGAAGAUUGAGGAGCUGGAGACUGAGCGCAGCCAGUUAGAAGAGGAGAAGAAAUCCCUUCAGAUGAAGCUGGAGCAAGUUGGCAAUCACGACUCCAGCAAGACCAAAGUCCUCCACCUCAGCGAGAAUCCAGCCAGCCUCGCCAAGCGGCAGCAUCUGCAGGAGCAGGCCCAGCUGCGCGAGGAGUGCCAGCGCUUGAGAGAGCGGAUCCUGGUGCUGGAAAGAGGAGGCUCCCUCCCCGGAACCUCAGAGGGGGUUGUGACCCUCCCAGAAGGGGCUGAGGGUCUCCCGUCAACCUCAGAAGUCGCAGAACUGAAGACCAAACUGGAGAGUGAGAAGAAGAUAAACCAGCGCCUCAAGGAGGUUUUCCAUUCCAAGAUUCAGGAGUUCCGCAAAGUUUAUUACAACCUGACGGGAUACCAGAUCGACAUGACUUGCGAGAGCCAGUACCGGAUCACUUCGAUGUACGCUGAACGCAAGGAAGACUGCUUGAUCUUUAGGGCCGUCAAGCCCACCAGCUCCAAGAUGCAGUUGCUGGAAACGGAGUUUUCCAAGACUCUCGGUGAGAUGAUCGACCUCCAUCUCCACCAGCAGAAGAGCAUCCCAGCUUUCCUCAGUGCCCUCACUCUGGACCUCUUCAGCCGCCAGACCGUCGCUUAGCCCAACUUUGGCCGCUUUUACCACCUUUCUGCCUGAGGACUGCCCCCUGGAUAGGCCUGCCCUGUUGUCGAGGUGUCCGGGGCUGAACCCAGUGGGGCCCCAGGGCAGAAGUACACAAGCAACCAAUUGUGUUAAUAUUUUUUUAAAAAAAUUAUAAAGCUUAUUGAAUUACCAUUGAAUAAA